AGUCUCUACAAUUUACUCAAUUUUAGUACCAAAAGAGAAGAAAACCGUCAACAGAGAAUUUUUCCCAUUUGAGCAAUGGCGGACGCAGUUGAGAUGCCUAGAGUAAAGCUGGGAAGUCAAGGGCUUGAGGUCUCUAAGUUAGGUUUCGGCUGUAUGGGGCUCACUGGAGUCUAUAAUUCUCCUGUUCAUGAGGCGGAAGGGAUUGCAAUAAUCAAGGAGGCUUUUAGUAAAGGAGUCACAUUUUUUGACACAUCAGAUGUUUAUGGGAUGGAUCAUGCAAAUGAAUACUUGGUUGGAAAGGCAUUAAAGCAAUUGCCUCGAGAAACAAUACAGCUUGCGACAAAGUUCGGUAUAUAUAAGAUUGAACCAACUAAGGUUACAGUAAAAGGAACUCCUGAAUAUGUUCGUUCCUGCUGUGAAGCUAGCUUAAAACGCCUACAAGUGGACUACAUUGAUCUCUACUAUGUGCACCGUAUAGACACAAAAGUGCCCAUUGAGGAAACAAUGGUAGAACUCAAAAAAUUAGUUGAAGAAGGUAAAAUAAAGUAUAUUGGCCUGUCUGAAGCUCACCCGGAGACGAUAAGGAGAGCACAUGCAGUUCAUCCUAUCACUGCUGUACAGCAGGAGUAUUCUCUAUGGACGCGUGACAUUGAGGAUGACAUAAUUCCAGUUUGCAGGGAGCUUGGAAUUGGGAUUGUCCCAUAUAGCCCUGUCGGACGUGGGCUUUUUGCUGGAAAAGCAGUUGUUGAAAGCUUGCCUGCCAACAGCUUUUUGACUACACACCCUAGGUUUACAGGAGAGAACUUUGAAAAGAACAAAUCUAUAUAUUUUCGUAUGGGAGGAAUAGCCAAGAAGCAUGGAUGCUCUCCAGCUCAACUUGCUAUUUCAUGGGUCCUUCACCAAGGGAAUGAUAUUGUACCUAUUCCUGGUACAACAAAGAUAAAAAAUCUUCAUGAUAACAUAGGUUCCGUGAGAGUAAAGCUCACAGAAGAAGACAUAAAAGAGCUUUCUGAUGCAGUGCCCGUCAGUGAAGUGGCAGGGCAGAGAAUUGGCGAGGCACUUUAUAAGUCAUCAUAUAAGUUUUCCAUUACACCACCACAAACCAAAUGAUCAGUGUUGCGCUACAACAAGUGUAGGCUUGAGCAUAUUGUUUCUCUUCUUCCCUCUUAAAUCCAUAUAUUUGAAUAAAGGAUCUGUCUACUAGCGUUUUAUCUCAGUCAAAGUGGAAAUCACAUUAGCUUCUCCAUUUUUGUUUUUGUUUUCAAUUUAGAGUUAUUAUUUGUGGAGUAAUCAUACUGUGGCUCCUAUUGUUAGACUCAAGUCGGACUUUUGGUCAAUAAAGCAUCCAAUUGUGGUUUUGUGCUUAGAGCUGUUGCAUCACUAUUGAGUAUUGGAGUUAUUAUUGUGGCAACAUGUUGGGAAAAGAAAAUGGAAUUCUCAAACUAAGCUGUCAUAGGUUGUUCGAAAAAGAAAUAUGUAAAUGACACAGGUGUCCGUACUGGCACGGAUUCAAUAUCUAUAUUUUUUUUUUCUCUAACAAUA
Messenger RNA from Solanum lycopersicum (tomato), 1542 nucleotides. Its product is annotated as perakine reductase-like. The record is from RefSeq and is a predicted model, not a curated record. Gene Ontology annotation, cellular component: cytoplasm. NCBI's taxonomy places the organism in Eukaryota, Viridiplantae, Streptophyta, Magnoliopsida, Solanales, Solanaceae.